GUCAUCGCUGAGACGCGAGAGGCAAAGGUUGGACGCUCCACAGCCUGAAAGCAAGACAAAGCGGUGUAAUAGACUUAAAGAAGCGUACACAAGACUUCAAAAAUAUAUUCAAAAUGUCUCAUCUAAAGGUUUUGGCUCCUGCAGCAUCAACUCUCAGUGAUCUGUUGGAACCGCUACCCACCGAAGCAGAAUUGACAAACAUUGAAGACCCAACAGAGUCAAGAACCAGAUUAGUGCUCCGUGGGCGAGUGGAGGAGGAGGUGCGGAAGUAUACUCAAAACAACAUUGUGCUACCACCCACUCUGCUGGACCAGGUGGCUGACCACGUCCUCUACCUGUCCAAAGAUGAACCCUGUGGUCUUAGAGGGUGCGUGAUAUUCGUAGCGUAUGAAGACCCAGAGUUAGGGGAGCAGUGCUUGGCGCAGGUGAAAGCCGACAAGAACAUGCCUUCCACACACUUCCUCGUACUCAAGCUAAAACCCGAUCCCACCUCUUGGUACACCAAGAUGGCCAGAAUCUUUAGGUCAUUAGGCGGCAAGAGGCGAAUGAUCGUAUCCCCCAAGUACGAGUUGACAAAGACGACUUUCUGCGAGUAGUUCCAAGGGUGUGUUGGGUUACUGUGUUAUUAUUAUGGUGUUCAUCACGAAGCUGCCACACUAUACUACCGUGGGCCAAGUCUGGAUGACGUCCUUAUCACCACCUUACAAUAAUACUACAUAAAUGGUGGUCGAUUGAACUCUUUGGAAGACGGAUGACGGGGUAGCUGUUUUUUCUUCUGUUGUUCGAGUCUUCAGGUUCUUCACUAGCUUUCUUCACGCCACGUCUCAAGUUCAUCGUGGGUCAUCAUCACACUUCACCUCGGGACGUGACCAAACAAACACAUUCAUCAUCAACUUCAGCAGAAUCAAAGUGAUAUGUAUCUCAAGUUAUUUCUCACAAACCAUAACUCACACUGGUUGGUCCUCUCAUUACUCACUUAGCUCAUAAGAAGGCAUACUGGAGAUUAUUUAGAAAGGAAUGAAAAUCUAGGAGUGGCACUGCCCUCCUUGCCUCACGGUGCUUGAGGUGUCGUGGUGUUUAGUGUUGUCAUGCAUCACCACUGUCCAUGACUUGUGUAACUGUCAGUCAUAUAUCCCCAUAUGUCAUCAUCAUCAUUUGUUACAUUUUACCUGAAAGGAAAACUCCUUGGAUCUCUGCACCAAACACCAAACUAGUUCUUAAGAAAGUCCUCUCUUUGUCUUCUGUCUGGGGACUAUGACCAACAGGGCAACGGCUUCUACAACUUCCAAAAUAAGUUUGAGUGUCUGUCGGUCACCCCAGACUCUGUGCUCAAAAAAAAGGAUUUAACGUAAUAUUUGCUUUAAAAUGCUCUUGAACUCUGAGAAUGUAAGGUGCAUGUUAUGGCUCUUGUGGCCCAUAGCUCACUGUAUACUGCUCUGUUGAUUCAAACUUAAUUUAAAGGGAAACAAGAAGCAGAGUUGAGCUAUUUUAAGUAUUUUGUUUAUGACUUUCAACAACUUGCCAUUAAUGGGCACACAGUGUCAGAAUACCGUUAUAUAUAUAUAUAUAUAUAUAUAUAUAUAUAUAUAUAUAUAUAUAUAUAUAUAUAUAUAUAUAUAUUGAUAGAUAGAUAUUGAGUCGACAGUGUUAUUUAUAUGUAUAACAACCUUGCCAGGGUGUUAACUAGAACUAACUGUAUUCAUUGUCCGGGUCUUACAAAUGGUAUAAUGUUUGUAAUUAUUCCCGGGCAAUUACUGUAACGAAUUGGAUCGACCCUUCGCCUAGUGCGAUACAUGAAUGGGUCAACUCGGGUCUGUGGAGAAGCUUAAAUACCAUAAGGACUAUCUUCUCCCACUGUCAUAUGGGAAAAGAUAUCCCUAUGGGCAUUUAUCAUUGGUUCUGGCAGACUUGUGAUGCCCCGCAGCGCUGCUAAGGGUGUCUCCUAGUCAGGCACUGGUUGCCUCAUGUGAUAUAGUUGCUUUGUGAUAAUAUUUUUCUAUCUCGAAAAAUAAACGUACAAAUGUUUGAAACUA
This is a messenger RNA of Homarus americanus (American lobster), 2033 nucleotides long. Its product is annotated as protein charybde-like. NCBI's taxonomy places the organism in Eukaryota, Metazoa, Arthropoda, Malacostraca, Decapoda, Nephropidae. The transcript is spliced from 4 exons. Gene Ontology annotation, cellular component: cytoplasm. Gene Ontology annotation, biological process: negative regulation of signal transduction; apoptotic process; regulation of TOR signaling. The coding region runs from base 114 to 596 and encodes 160 amino acids. The record is from RefSeq and is a predicted model, not a curated record.